AAGCAGAGGCCGGAAGCGGUGGUUUUUAGCGGCUCUCUGGGUAGCAGGGUGGUGUGAUAGCGGCAGCGAGGGGCUCGGAGAGGUGCUCGGAUUCUCGUAGCUGUGCCGGCCCACAAUGAUUCUGAGCUAAAACACAAAAUAAAAACCAGAUUCAUUGCCACCAGCGCUCACCUCGCCUGACUUAAAAAAAAGUUUCGUACAACAGACACUCCUUGACACCAAGGAUCUUUCACUUAAUCCCUCAAAAAUAAAGACUCGAGCUGGGUGCGGUGGCUCACGCCUGUAAUUCCAGCACUUUGGGAGGCCGAGGCAGGUGGAUCACGAAGUCAGGAGUUCAAGACCAGCCUGCACAAGGUGGUGAAACCCCGUCUCUACUAAAAAUACAAAAAUUAGCUGGGCAUGGUGGUGGGUGCCUGUAAUCCCAGCUACUCCAGAGGCUGAGGCAGAGAAUUGCUUGAACCCUGGAGGUGGAGGUUGAGAUCGCGCCACUGCACUCCACCCUGGGCGACAGAGCAAGACUCCGUCUCAAAAAUAAAUAAAUAAAAAUAAAUAAGUAAAUAAAGACUCGACUUUAUGAUUGAGGAGCUUCGUAAUUUGGAAACCUCAGGUCCUUACCUGGCGAUCUUUGCAUCCUAAAGAAUAAUUACAUUGACAUGAAAUCUUUUCAAUUUAUUUUACCCUAGCUUGCUUUUUGUAAAAAGCAAUUUCAGGGGGGAGGGGGGAGGGAUAGCAUUAGGAGAUAUACCUAAUGUUAAAUGACGAGUUAAUGGGUGCAGCACACCAACAUGGCACAUGUAUACAUAUGUAACCUGCACGUUGUGCACAUGUACCCUAAAACUUAAAGUAUAAUAAUAAAGCAAUUUCAACUUUUUUAGAUUAAGGGGUAUACCCUAGUUUUCUAAACUUCGAUGAGAGUUGUGCAUUUGCUGAAGGCUUAUUACAUGAAGAGUGACAGUCUAAAUUGUUUGAAGGAAAGUAAAAUGAACAACAAACUAGAAUCAGCAAAGAGGACCCUGACAAUAUCAGAAAUGAUCUGCUCCUUGAGAUCAUAGCACUGUUCCUGAUUUGACUCCCUCCACCAUUAUUUAUUCUCCCCACACUUUUAGUUUGGUAGGGAAAAAACCCCACAGUUUCUGUAUUUUGGAACAGUGACUGUGCAGCCAAACUCCCUAUCGCUGAAAGGUUUCUGGUGGAAAAUAACUCAUAGAUCAGAAUCCAGCCUCCUUGAAAAAGUAAAGGCCUAGGUAGUAACUUCCUCAACAUUACACUGCCAGUUUUUGAUAGAAUUAACUACCUUAAUUUGUUAGAAUUGAGACUAACAGCCGAAUCUCUUCAUUCUAACAAUGCUUUGUAGCUUCUAAAUGAUCCCACACGGGGUUUUUCAAGGUCUUCCUCCUCCCCAAUCCCUUAAUUACUCAGAAACAUCUUUUCUGAACUCACAGCAUUUGAUAAUUAUGUACCAUGUUAGGAAUUAUUUUUCAUUAUUGUCACACGUUUUAAGUUUAGAGUCAUACUUCUGGAAUGAAAACUAUGACUCAUUUCAUAAGUUGAACCAAUCAUCUCAUUUCUUUAUAGUUGCCUCCCCAACUAUAUUAAGCUCCUUGAAGAUAGGACACAUGCCUUACAUUUCUUAACUCUUAGCUAGUAUUCAACAUAAUUAAUAUGACGUUUGAUACAUAUUAGUUUAAUUAACUUCAUAAUAAAAUUGAUAAGAUUAAGUAUUGAAUGUGCUGAAGAAGAGCUCUAUAUGAGGCCAUUGUCAGUGCUGACCCAAAAAAAAAAAAAAGCUUUUUUACUUUAAAAAUCUAUUUUAUAAUACAUUUACAAUUCAAAAAAGUGCGUGAUUAAAAGAAUAGGAAAUAUAUCAGAAUUCAGAAAACAUACUACUUUACAACCAAAACUAAGCAUUUUGAAAAUGUAUCUAGAGGACCCUCGUAAAUUUAGUUAUAUGAGAUUUUAUAUAAUAGAUUAAAAAAUCAGAUGUGUCAGCCGUUUGACCUCAUCAGUUUCUUUGUUCUUAAAAUAGCUGACAUUUCUGCAUCAUUAGGGAAAGACAAUGUUGUCACACAAAACAGACUAUUUUUAAAGAUGUGCUUUGGCUUGCAAAGGCGUGACAUGCCUAAAAUAUUAAAGCGAUAUGGACUGGUAAACGUGUCACUCAUUGGGUUUCAACCUCUUGCUCCAAGUCCUUGCGUACAUUUAAGAAUUGGAGGAAUAAUAUAUUCUAUAUCUCUUUGUAUUUUUUAAAGACAGCAUUUAUAACAGACGAGGAAAGUACAUCCUCAUGUAGUUUAGAUGUGAAUGGGAUUUACUACCCCCAAAGGUGUUAUAGAAUGAAAAUAUGCAUUUAUGAAUAGUUUUAAGUCAUGAAAGGCAGCAUCCUAAAAGUUGAUUAAAGAAUUCUAGGAAAUUUGGGAACAGCAUAUAUAUCAUAACUUCUGUGCUAUGUAGGAUAUAUCUUUUCAACAAUAUAUUCCAGUUGCCAUACGGUGCUGUAUUGGAUGGGCUGGAAUUUGUGACUAUCCUUUGUGGAAUUUCCUAUUAAAAUCUGAAAACAGAUUUAGCUUUAAAAAAUUUGAGGCAGAGCUUUUCUAAUCAUUCCAUAAUUGUAUUUAGUCUGGACGAUAUGGUUAUAAUCAAGGAAAGAAUGUAAGAAAUUACUUUUUAAACACAUCGGAAACACAUUCUUAGGGUCACUUUGGAGUGCUGAGAUCUAGGUGGUAGUUCAUUCUUUGCAGUCCACAGACUUAUUUUUAGACCAAUGGCAUAGUGUUUUGCCAGAUCAUAGCUAAAUGUUGUUUUCAGAACGUAAGCUUUAAAAUUGUUAUCCUGGUCAGAGUGAAAUCAGUAGUGCCUAUUUUAGACCUGCUUGGAAGAAUAUAACUCAAUGCAGUGUCUUACUUUUGCUGCUGAGCGGUUUUGCAGACUACCAUCUUCCCUGCAACUCUGAAGGAUGGACUUAACCACCACCAUGUCGAGCAAAAGAACAAAGACCAAGACCAAGAAGCGCCCUCAGCGUGCAACAUCCAAUGUGUUUGCUAUGUUUGACCAGUCACAGAUUCAGGAGUUCAAAGAGGCCUUCAACAUGAUUGAUCAGAACAGAGAUGGUUUCAUCGACAAGGAAGAUUUGCAUGAUAUGCUUGCUUCAUUGGGGAAGAAUCCAACUGAUGAGUAUCUAGAUGCCAUGAUGAAUGAGGCUCCAGGCCCCAUCAAUUUCACCAUGUUCCUCACCAUGUUUGGUGAGAAGUUAAAUGGCACAGAUCCUGAAGAUGUCAUCAGAAAUGCCUUUGCUUGCUUUGAUGAAGAAGCAACUGGCACCAUACAGGAAGAUUACUUGAGAGAGCUGCUGACAACCAUGGGGGAUCGGUUUACAGAUGAGGAAGUGGAUGAGCUGUACAGAGAAGCACCUAUUGAUAAAAAGGGGAAUUUCAAUUACAUCGAGUUCACACGCAUCCUGAAACAUGGAGCCAAAGACAAAGAUGACUGAAAUAACUUCAAAUUCCAGCCAAACGUUCCUUGUUGCCACUUUGGGUAUUCUGAGAUUUUCUCUUGCAUGCCCUUAGCUUUACAGCUUUUGCAUUUCCUGUUGUAUUUAUUCUCAGCCAUUUUGGGCAUAUGUAUCUUUAUAAUCAGACUGGAAACGGGACUUUCUAUUAAUAUCAUUUUCAGAAUAAAAAAUAGGAUAAUUUAACCUACCAGCCCUUCUCCCCCAAUAACUGUGGUCUAUACAGAGUCAAUAUAUUUUUUCAGAGAAAGUUAUUCGCUCGAUUUUUUCUGAAUCAUAAUUAAACUUUAUGAUAAAAUAC
Molecule: messenger RNA, 3806 nt
Organism: Homo sapiens (human)
Lineage: Eukaryota; Metazoa; Chordata; Mammalia; Primates; Hominidae
Gene: MYL12A
Product: myosin light chain 12A
Exons: 6
Coding region: 2954-3487 (177 amino acids)
Cellular component (GO): cytosol
Molecular function (GO): calcium ion binding
Source: RefSeq, a predicted model, not a curated record